AUGGACUACGGUAACUACGGCGAUUACUCAACGACGUCGUAUGGCGGCCAAGGCGGCUCUGGCGGAGGUGGCUUCCUUCCGAUGGAAGGCAGCCAGAGCCCUGGCAGUGCGUCAAAGGGAUUCCGCAAAGAUACCCUAAGGCCCGUCACCCUCAAGCAGAUCAACGAUGCUGUCAACACACAAGAGUCGGAUUUCACCAUCGAUGGUGUCGAGGUAGCCCAGAUUACCUUUGUCGGGCAGAUUCGCAACAUCUCGCAGCAGGCACUCAACAUCUCCUUCAAGUUUGACGACGGCACGGGUCUGGGAGAAGUCAAGCUCUGGAUGGACGCCGACGGCCCGAAUCCCCUCGAGCCUGCCGAUGGCUCCAAGCCCACUCUCGUCGAGAAUACCUACGCUCGCGUCUGGGGUAAGCUGAGGUCGUACGGCCAGAAGAGACAUGUCAUCGCACACAUCAUCCGCCCUAUCACCGACUACAACGAGAUCUCGUACCAUCUUCUCGAGGCUACCGCUGUGCACCUGCACUUCACACGCGGACCCCCCGCCAGCGGCGACAGCAAGCCUGCGGCCAACGGUGGUGAUGUGCCAAUGGGCGGCUACGGAGAUGCUGGAUCAAUACCAUCCCACAUCAGCGCUGCCGCGAAGAAGGUCUUGCAUGUCCUGCGGACUGCGCCGCAAGGCAACGAGGGUCUUCACAUGCAGGAUAUUGCGUCCAGGACAGGCAUGGAUAUGGCGGAUGUUGCCAAGGCGGGUGACGAACUGCUUACCGAAGGCAAGAUCUACACAACGGUGGAUGAUACCACCUGGGCGCUGCUUGACGUCUGA
Lasiodiplodia theobromae is the source of this 822-nucleotide messenger RNA. RefSeq names its product Nucleic acid binding OB-fold tRNA/helicase-type. Bases 1 to 822 code for a protein of 273 amino acids. The record is from RefSeq and is a predicted model, not a curated record. Gene Ontology annotation, cellular component: chromosome, telomeric region; DNA replication factor A complex; site of double-strand break. Gene Ontology annotation, molecular function: DNA binding. The transcript is spliced from 4 exons. Gene Ontology annotation, biological process: double-strand break repair via homologous recombination; DNA replication; nucleotide-excision repair. Lineage: Eukaryota; Fungi; Ascomycota; Dothideomycetes; Botryosphaeriales; Botryosphaeriaceae.